Messenger RNA from Pundamilia nyererei, 1038 nucleotides. Its product is annotated as histone H3. Gene Ontology annotation, molecular function: DNA binding; protein heterodimerization activity; structural constituent of chromatin. Bases 65 to 475 code for a protein of 136 amino acids. Gene Ontology annotation, cellular component: nucleosome. The transcript has a single exon. The record is from RefSeq and is a predicted model, not a curated record. NCBI's taxonomy places the organism in Eukaryota, Metazoa, Chordata, Actinopteri, Cichliformes, Cichlidae.
GCUGCUCGCGCUCAGACUUCAUUCUCUCUUUCGCUGUUCACGCAGAGGAGCCCGAAGCUGUAAGAUGGCCAGGACCAAGCAGACUGCCCGUAAAUCCACCGGAGGAAAAGCUCCCAGGAAGCAGCUCGCCACCAAGGCUGCCCGUAAAAGCGCCCCGGCUACCGGAGGCGUGAAGAAGCCCCACCGUUAUAGGCCCGGGACUGUUGCUCUCAGGGAGAUCCGCCGCUACCAGAAAUCCACCGAGCUGCUGAUCCGUAAGCUGCCCUUCCAGCGCCUGGUCAGGGAGAUCGCUCAGGACUUUAAGACAGACCUGCGCUUCCAGAGCUCCGCCGUCAUGGCUCUGCAGGAAGCUAGCGAGGCUUACCUGGUCGGUCUGUUUGAGGACACCAACCUGUGCGCCAUCCAUGCCAAGAGGGUCACCAUCAUGCCCAAAGACAUCCAGCUUGCCCGUCGCAUUCGCGGAGAGAGGGCUUAAUCUGAUCUGAGACCAGUUUACACCAAACACAACGGCUCUUUUAAGAGCCACGUACACGCACUCAGAGCAGCGGUUUACAGCACAGACUAUCACCUGGCCCUCAGUGCUGUUUGGAGUCUGCUGCUCGCUAACAGCGCAUGCAGUGUGGGUUAGUGUUGAUUGUACUGUAUUACUACACAGGUGUGUAGCGGUGCAGGCCCAGCGCAGUUGCGUUUGAGUGGUUCCAGGACUGCAGAGUUCAUAAGCAGCUGGAUGGAGACACUCUGAGGUUUCAGCUUGGAGGACAAAGUUUCACUGAGCCAGGCUUUAAACCUCAUGUUCUCCCUAAAAGUGUUUUAUAUGAACACAGAAGUUUGGGGAGGGGAGAAAACUAAAGCUCCAGCUCAAUAUAAAAUAAACCGUCUUGCAUGGCAGAGAUGUGCAAUAAGAACAGAGCCAUGGCUCAGUGUCUCGCAGCCUCAAUAUGCACUUCAAGUCAUUUAUAAUUAAAUGAUCAUUGUAACCUGUUUGAUCUGCUGCUCAGACGUUUUGCUCCAAUCAUUAAACUGCUGUUAAAUAAAAGC